Molecule: messenger RNA, 1775 nt
Organism: Thalassophryne amazonica
Lineage: Eukaryota; Metazoa; Chordata; Actinopteri; Batrachoidiformes; Batrachoididae
Gene: grk1b
Product: G protein-coupled receptor kinase 1 b
Exons: 7
Coding region: 183-1775 (530 amino acids)
Biological process (GO): regulation of signal transduction; protein phosphorylation; signal transduction
Cellular component (GO): cytoplasm
Molecular function (GO): G protein-coupled receptor kinase activity; ATP binding
Source: RefSeq, a predicted model, not a curated record
AGAAUGUAAUCAUAACCUGGAGUUAUGGGCUCUAUGAAGCUCUACUCUAAACCUUUUAAAGAUAGAAACACAAGGAACAGGGUUCGCUAAAAUAUUGGCACUGUACAUUUUGGGUACAUAUUUAGGACAUAAAAGACAAAUGAUUUGUUUAAACUUAUUUCCUUGUCAUCAAAGGUGCAACCAUGGACAUUGGCAGUUUGGAGACUGUGGUGGCAAACUCUGCAUAUGUGUCGGCACGUGGCAGCUUGGAUAGAAGUACAGCAGCCACAAUGCGUGACAAGAAAAUGCGGGCCAGGUUGAAACUACCACACAUCAGAGAUUGUGAGAACCUGAAAACAAGUGUAGCCUCGACCUUUGACAGCAUGUGUGUCAAACAGCCAAUCGGCAAGCGACUUCUUCAGCAGUACCUAGAGAGUGAAAGCACCCAUGCAAGUGCUGGACAACUGUGGAAAGACAUCGCAGACUACAACUUAUCAGAGGAGAAGGACAGAAUGCAAAAGGCCCAGAAGAUGGUCAAUAAGUAUUACGAGUCAGCAUCAAAGAGCUUUUGCAACUUCCUGGAGGAAAAGGUUGUCAGUCGAGUGAAAGAGGACUUCAAGAACGUCUGUGGUGACCUGUUUAAGGAGAGUGAGGAACAACUGUUGGGACACUUGGAGAACAAUGCUCUGGAAGGCUUCAAAAACAGCAUGUACUUCCUGCGUUAUGUUCAAUUCAAGUGGUUGGAGAGCCAACCUGUUAACGAGGAGUGGUUCACAGAGUUCAGAGUGCUGGGUAAAGGAGGCUUUGGGGAAGUGUUUGCUUGUCAGGCUAAGGCCACAGGCAAAAUGUAUGCGAUUAAGAAGCUGGAGAAAAAGAGGUUGAAGAAACGCAAAGGCUAUGAGGGGGCUAUUGUGGAGAAACGCAUCCUUGCCAAAGUUCACAGUCGCUUCAUUGUGUCGCUGGCUUACGCCUUCCAGACGAAAACUGACCUCUGCCUAGUUAUGACCAUCAUGAAUGGCGGUGACCUCAGGUUUCACAUGUACGAUGUAGAUAGCAAAAAUCCUGGUUUCAGUGAGCUUAGGGCUUGCUACUACACGGCCCAGGUUAUUUGUGGACUGGAACACCUUCACCAGCACAGAAUCAUCUACAGAGACCUGAAACCAGAGAAUGUGCUGCUGGACGAUGCAGGUCAUGUGCGUUUAUCAGACAUGGGUUUGGCUGUUGAACUUCCACCAGGAAAAGAUAAAACUAAUGGAUAUGCAGGAACACCAGGUUUUAUGGCUCCAGAACUUCUCCAGAAGAAGGACUACGACUACACUGUGGACUACUUCACUCUAGGAGUCACCCUGUAUGAAAUGAUCACAGCCAAAGGCCCCUUUAGAGUACGACGAGAGAAGGUCGAGAAUGAUGAAGUGACUCGCAGAAUUAUUAAUGACCCGGUUUCAUACCCAGCCAACAUUGGCAAAGUUUGCAUGGACCUUUGUGAGUGUCUGAUGGAGAAGGACCCGGCAAAACGCCUCGGCUUCAAAAACAAUGACUGUGAAGAGCUCAAGAAUCAUCUUUUCUUCAAGGACAUCAACUGGGGCCGCCUGGAAGCAGGCAUGCUGCCGCCCCCAUUUGUCCCUGACCCUAAGAUGGUCUAUGCAAAAGACAUCGAUGACGUAGGCGCCUUCAGCACAAUUAAGGACAUUGUUCUUGGUGGCAAAGACGUAGAGUUCUUCAAUGACUUUGCAUCUGGCAAAGUCCCAAUCCCCUGGCAGGAGGAGAUGAUCGAGACGGGUGUUUUGGAGAGCUGA